AUGGAGGAGUGUAAGAAGCGAGUGCAAGGUACUAAAGUUUCCAAAAUCGCGAACAUAUUCCAAGGGAUGCCGUCGAGGGACGACGAAGACAUGCGCGGCGCCGACGUGACCGUCGUGCGGACCGAGAGCCACUUGGCCCGUUUCAAUAACGCGCGGGCGUUGUUCGAGAAGCUGGGCGAGGAGAACCGCGGGUUCCGGAUCGAGAAGUCGCCCUCGGCGGCGGCCAGUUUCGCCGGCACCCGCGGCGGACCACCCGCGGUGCCGGCGCGCUCCAGGUCGAGCUCCGCGGGCUCGGUGAGCCCGCCGAGACCGAACGCCCCCCCCACCGCCGCGCCGCCGCCCGCCCUCAACGGAGACCGCCUCGCCAACGGAGCCGCGCAGCCGCCCCCGAAACCAGUCAAGCCGAGCGUCCUCCCCAAACCGGAGAAGCCCGACAGACGCUUCAACAAGGAGCUCAUCGAAAAGCAAAGGAACUGGACCGCCCAUUUCAACAAGCAGCGGCCGACGCGACACGAUCACGAGAGGGCUGAUCAGAAGCACCCCGCCGGCCAUCAAGACAGAAGGUCCCCCGAGGCCCCCGAGAGAUACGUCGUCCCCUCCCGGGUGUACACACCUCCGCUCUCGCCCGGCGCAGGGGACUCCCAAGUGGAGCGCCCCACAACACUCCCAUCAUCAUUAGUUACCCGAGGCAUACACGUUGCAAAGUCUCCUAGUCCCGUUAAAUCAAUCGCUCCCGUGUCGCCAUCACCUAGGUCAAGUAGUCUAAUAUCACCCACCGCAAGAACUGAUGUUCUGACCUCACCCGCAGCGAAAGUAGAACGUUCAAUAUCUCCGUGCAAGGACGGUGUCCAAAAUUUCGGAGUAAACGAAAGAAUUUCCGCCAGCAAUCGUGCUUCCGUUAUAAGUGAAACCGACAGUGAUACGGGGCAAACGGAAACAAAUAAUGUUAACAACUACAUGCAAUAUCACAGUUUCGCGCCAAAGCCAGUCGAAAGAAUGGGACCACCGUCUCCUGCGCAUUCGAUGCCCGAUCCGUUGCCUAAAAGGCCUCCGCCGUCGCCGCCGAUACGGGUACCGAAGUCACCGCCGCCCCCUGUGCCCCAAGAGAAAGUCACACCUCCCGACGUUGCACCUUCAGUGCCCUUCAACAACGAAAGUCCUCCAGUCUUCAGAUCGCCGCCUAAGUCGCCAGUGGCUUGCUUCGCGCCCGAUGUGGACACAGGUAGAGUGUCGCCCGCGCGCUCCAUAGCGGACACAUGCGACGGUGCGCCCAAAUCGCCGCAGAAAGGGAGGCACCCGGAAGCGGACACCUACGAGGCCCUGCAGUACGUCGAGGAGUGGGACGAGAAGACCAGAGGGAAACGGCGCUCGUCCACGCCCGAGUCUCCAGCGAGCGUUCUACCGGAAGACUCCAGAUCGCCGCUCACCUCUCCGGCAGCGUCGCCGGUGCUGUGUGCCCCCUCAACCCCCCCGGCCCCCCAAUCGCCCACACACUCGAGCGGAGGUCGCAAGUCGUCGGAGGCGGAGGAGGUGGCGCGGCGGGCGUCCAGCGUCUCGGACGAGGGCGGUUUCAACGAGCCGUCGCCCGAAGUCGCCGCCCUCCGGCCGACGGAACGCGCACGCUCCGACCCCGACACGAUCUCUGUCCUCCAACAGGACUCGGGAGUGGUGGUGAGCGAGGCGAGCCAGGGCUCCAUAGAGGUGCUCGACAAGUCGACCACCAGCCAAUGGAGCGUGUCAGAGGCGGAGAACCCGUCGAGCGAGGCGGCCCGCGACGCGCCCGACGUAGACGCCGACGACAAGCAGCCCGACAGCAUGACGCCCGACGAGGCCGAGAUCCUGCUCAGCUCCAGUAUCCUGGAGAAAAAACUUAGACAAGAGGCGCUGCUGUCGGACGAGCAGGCGCAGGAGAUCGCCGCCAUGCUGUCGCCGCACGCGCUGCCCCACGACAACGGCGUGUCCCUCAACGAUAGCUACCAGUCCGUGCUCUCCUACGAGAGCAUGCAGUCCGUGGACGAGAGCUACGAAUUUGUAUCGCUGGAGGCGGAUGCCGGUAUGGCCGGCGGAGAUCGGCGCCACGACGACGAGCACGAGCAACAACGAGCGGAACACGUCCAGCGCGCGGAACACGUGCAGAGCGCGGAACACGCGCAGCACGCGGAACAUGUGCAGCAAGCGGAACAUCCGCCAGAAGUGGAACCCGCCGCGCGCACGGAACCCGCUGACGAGUCCGAAACGGUGUUCGAUUAUUACCCGCCGCAUCCUCUACGCGAACUCGGAGAGGAGAAUGGCAUACACUACUUUGAGGACGGACACUUUUACACAGAGGUUGCCGGUCUCCCGCCACCCGAAGAAGACGAAGAUGAUGAUUAUUAUCCGCCAGUUUUCGUUAAAAAGAAUACCAAAGUUAAAUUUAGCACGCAGCCGAUGCGCGUGUUCUCGACGCACUCUGUGCGCGAGUACGACCGGCGCAACGAGGACGUGGACCCGGUGGCCGCCUCCGCAGAGUACGAGCUGGAGAAGCGCGUCGAGAAGAUGCACGUCUUCCCAGUAGACCUGCUCAAGGGCGCCGACGGACUGGGCCUCUCCAUCAUAGGAAUGGGCGUGGGCGCGGACGCCGGCCUGGAGAAGCUGGGCAUCUUCGUGAAGACCAUCACGGAGAGCGGCGCGGCGGCUCGCGACGGCCGCAUCCAGGUCAACGACCAGAUCAUCGAGGUGGACGGCAAGAGCCUGGUUGGAGUGACGCAAGCGUACGCCGCGUCCGUUCUGCGUAACACUUCGGGACCGGUUAAGUUCCUCAUCGGCAGAGAGAAAGAUCCAGAGAACAGUGAAGUGGCACAUCUCAUUCGGCAGUCACUCGCCGCUGACAAAGAGAGGGAGGAAAGAGCUGCACGCGAGCGGCAGCGGCGGCAGCAGGCCGAGGAGGAGGAGAGCAACCAGCAGUCGACCGCCGAGGCGGCCGCCGCACCCGCCAAGCACCCGGAGAUCAACGAGCUGCGCGCCUUCCUGCAGGAGCUGGUGGGCAUGGAGGCGGGGGGCGGGCGGGGCGAGGAGAUCAGCUGCCGCGUGCGCGAGUGGUGCUCGCGCAGGGCGCCGCACGCGCCGCACCAGGCGCUGGCGCGCGCCGCAGACGCCCACCGCAAGUACGACAAGGCGCGUCGGGCGCUGCGCGGCUGGCGGCGCACGCGGGCGAUGGUGCGCGCGCGCGAGGAGUGGUGGAGUGGCGCGCUGAGGGACGCGCACCGCGAGUACGCCGCCGCGCUCUCCGCGCUGCACGACCGCGUCGCCCGCCUGGAGGUGCUGCUGCUGGAGACGCAGAAGAAAGCGGGCUUGCCCGUGAUGUUGCCCCACGAACCGUCCGCUCGCCGCGAGACGCCGCCGCUUCCGCGCCGGCCCGAUCCUGACCCGUUACUUAUCGACGAUCCGUGGAGCUCGGACAGCGACCUGUCGGACCUGUCGCCGAUAGAGGACGAGUACGCGAAGGUGGACAAGUCGGAUCGGCGGCAGCGGGAGGCGCGCGAGGCGCCCGACAUCGGUGACGUCACGGCGACCACGGCCCACGACCCGCGCCCACCCGUUGCCAGUGUGGUCGACUCGAAGUCGACCAUCCUCGGCAACGUCGCCUCCACGGCGGCCACGCCCUCUCCCACCCCCGCGGCGAACGCGACCACCGCCGCCCAUAACGUCAGUUCAAUGACCCCCGCUGCCGCCGUCGCGUCCGUGUCUACGACCACCCUCAACGAACCUCUCAGCGGGAGCGGCACGCUGCGCAGCGAUGCGGGCGCGUCAGUCGGCAGCGGCGCGUCGCGCGAGCUGGACGCGGCCGUGCCGAGGGGCGCGCUGCUCGACACGUCGGCGCACCGCGCGCGCACCGACCUCGCGCGCCACCGCCCGCACGCGCCACACUCGCCGCACUCGCUCAGCAACGCGAGCUCGUAUGAUGGGUUGGACGACUCUUAUAACGAUUCCGCCGACGAGUCUCUUAGCGAAUCAACCUCCGGACCGCCGCAUUCCAGCCAUGUAACGCGCGACACCCGCCAGAGCUGCGGCAGCUCUAUCGGCAGCACGACCGACGACGGCUUAUACUCGCGGGACCCCAGGCACCACCCUCUGUCAGGUCCGCCGGCGUCGUUGGCCGAGCAGCUGAAGCAGGUGCUGGCUGAGCGCGAGCGGCGGCUCGCCGGCGCGCCGGAGCCCACGCACGCCGCCCACCCGGCCCACGCUGCCCACGUGGCCCACGUUGCCCACGCGUCCCACGGCCCGCACGCCGCCCACGCGACCCCGCACCCCGACCCCGUGCAACUCACCAACGAGCUCGUCGACGAGAUAAGGCAGGCCGUCAGCGAGGCCAACGCCAGAGUGAAGAAAGCCCCGGCUUGUGUAGUCGGCGGCGAGGUGCCGUGGCAGCCGCUGUCGGCUGCCGCAUCGGAGGCGAGCCUGUCGCCGCCGCCCGCCGCGCUCGCCGCCCAGCCCGUCACCCAGUGGACCAAGCAACAGGUGUGGCAGUGGGUGUCGGGGCUGGCCGAGGGCCUGGACAGGCACGCGGGCGCGUUCGCCGCUCGCGGCGUGGACGGCGCCCUGCUGCUGGCGCUCAGCUCGGCCGACCUCAAGCUGCUCGGCCUCAACGGCGACCACCGGCGGCGGAUGAAGAGGCGCCUCAAGGAGCUGCGCGCCGCGCACGAGAAGCACCUCAAGGCGCUCAAGAAGGCGGAGAAGAAGGCCAAGAAGAAG
Messenger RNA from Iphiclides podalirius (scarce swallowtail), 4731 nucleotides. NCBI's taxonomy places the organism in Eukaryota, Metazoa, Arthropoda, Insecta, Lepidoptera, Papilionidae. The record is from the annotation of a GenBank genome assembly.